CUGAGACGGCACCAGAACCUGAGCUCCCAGACUCCAGAACCAUCCGUUGCGUGCUCGUCUGCAGUCCACUCCACGGCGGCCACCAGCGCUUCCCAACCACCCGCCGCCUCCGCGUGUCACCCCAUCCAGCAGCCAUCAGGCCGAACCCGCCUGCAAAACCAGCGCGCUAUUACCGCCCAGAGACCGAAAUUUCCUGAGCCGCGAGCUCUGAAACUGCCAUGGCAGCAGCAGCAGCAGCCAUCGCCUCCAGUUCCACCCCGCGUCCGCUCCGCCGGGCUCUCGCCGCGCACGCGCCCCAUUUCAACGCCCUGCCGAUCCGCGCCCGCAGGCCGCGCCUCGCCGUCUCGGCCUCGUCCGCGCGGUCCGAGGCGGAGACCAGCGGGUCCGAGCGGUUCUACUUCAACUUCACUGGAUUUCCCUUCCCGCUCGGCCCGUUCCUCAACCGCCGCACCAUCCGCACCGAGGCGGUGAAGGGCAGCAUAUGGCUGUUCGAGCAGGAGCAAGCGCUGGGCUUCAGCAGCGUCUCCACCAACACCCGCAUGACCGUCGUCAAGCUCAAGUCCGGCGGUCUCUGGGUGCACGCGCCCAUCGCGCCGACCAAGGAGUGCAUCCAGCUGCUGAAGGAGCUGGACGCGCCGGUGGAGCACAUCGUGCUGCCGACCUUCGCGUACGAGCACAAGAUCUUCGUGGGGCCCUUCUCCAGGAAGUUCCCCAAGGCGCAGAUAUGGGUGGCGCCCAGGCAGUGGAGCUGGCCAAUCAACCUGCCGCUCGAGUUCUUCGGGAUCUUCCGGGCCAGGCCCCUCAAGGACGAGGAUGACGCCACACCGUGGGCCGCUGAGAUCGAGCAGAAGGUGCUCAGCUCGCCGGAAGUUGGGAUUGGGCCUUAUGUGGAGGUGGCGUUCUAUCAUAAACCUUCGCGGACAUUGCUGGUGACAGAUGCUGUCAUUUUCGUUCCUCGGCAGCCGCCUGAGUGUAUCAGCAAAGAAUCAUUGUUGGCAUCUGCCAAGAACGGAUUGGCAGUGAAGAUAUUGAGCAAAGGGAAAGAGGUUCCGGAUGAACCAGUUGUGGACAAUAAGCUGAACCUUCAAAAAGGAUGGGAGAGAAUGGUGCUUCAAAUAUUGUUUCUUGGUCCCUCAAACCUUCUGGAGCCAAAUGCAAGCUUUGCUCAAAUGUCACAAAAAUUGAUUGUCUCACCUAUUGUCAAGACACUCGUUUUCAGCAAAGUUCCAGAAAAGGUAAGGGACUGGGUCGACAGGAUCGCCGCCGACUGGCGAUUCAGGCGGAUAAUCCCCGCCCACUUCGCGGCCCCAGUCAACGCGAGCCGGUCAGACUUCCUGGCCGCCUUCGCCUUCCUUGAUGAGUUCCUCCCCGAACGCUCUGCUGCAGCGCCCGGCCUCUCCUUGCUCUUCGCCUCGCUCAUGGGGAAGGCGGCCAGCUACUUCCCUCCCGAUGACAUGAAGACGCUCUCGUCCCUCGACCAGUUCUUGGUCUCUGUCGGUGCCGUUAAGAAGACGGUCUCAGGGAGAAAGAGAUGAUGUAGAGAGAAACUAUUGUUCAGGUCUGUCCAUAGUUUUGUAAGAAAGGCUGGAUAUGUAGUUAGUUAUUGGGGAGGAAAUGGUACGGUAGGUUAUACUGUAGAGUACGUAUAUCUUCUUGCAUUCAACAGAAAGCCCAAUAUUAUUGCAUGACUGAAAUUUGCCCGGCCUACUGCAAAGGAGCAUUUUGACUA
This is a messenger RNA of Phragmites australis (common reed), 1729 nucleotides long. RefSeq lists its product as uncharacterized. The transcript is spliced from 6 exons. Lineage: Eukaryota; Viridiplantae; Streptophyta; Magnoliopsida; Poales; Poaceae. The coding region runs from base 219 to 1535 and encodes 438 amino acids. The record is from RefSeq and is a predicted model, not a curated record.